AUGAAAAGAGAAGCUGAAGAAGAAAAUCAAGAUACUACCACCACUACUGCUACUGCAGCACCUACUGUGGCAGCUGCUUCCUCUGAAGCAACAGCCGAUGAUAAACCAAAACAACCAUUUAAAUACCAAAGAAAAGAUAAUAACAAUAACAAUAAUAAUCGAACAGAAGGAUACAAUAAUAGACGAGACAAUAAUAUCAAAAAGGAAGUUGUAGUUGAUACAUCAAAAGACACAGAGAUCGUAUCAUUAUUUAGAGGUUUCUCAAAAUCAUUGGAUGAAGUCAAUGAUAGAAGAGAAAGAAUUGUAAAGGUUAGUAGAGAUGUUACCAUUCACAGCAAGAGAUUGAUCUCUUUGCUUCAUAGAUCAUGUUGGGAGGAUCGAUCGACUAUUAUGAAACAGGCAUAUGAAGAUUUGGACAAGAUUCAUGUUAUGAUUGGAAACAUUAUCAACGAGUUGGAAGGUCAAGAGUACUGGAUCUACCAGAGAAACUUUACAAUGGGUAUCCAAGAAUACAUUGAAUCAAUCACUUAUUUAUACUUUUUGGAAGAUCACCAAGACGAUGGAUUGAUCACAUUAAAAGAAAUUAAUCAUAGAAUAUCAACUACUUUGAAAAGAGAAAAUCUUGGUAAUUUUAUCAUUUCAAAUGAAGAUUAUUAUUUAGGUGUAUCUGAUCUAACUGGAGAGUUGAUGAGACUUUGUACAAACUAUAUCAGUAAGCAAUGUUAUUCAGAGUGUUUCAAAAUCCAUCAGUUUGUAACCACCAUUCAAACUGGUUUCAAAUACUUUCACCUCAGUCCAAGUUUGGAGAGUAAGCUCAAUGUUACGAUGCAAAAUUUAGAAAAGAUUGAAAAGAUUUGUUGUAGCAUAAGAAUUAGAAAAGCAGAGUUCCCAAAUCAAGAUAUUAGUUUUGGUUCAUCUGAAUCUUCAGAUAAUAAUGCCAUGGAACAAUAA
Messenger RNA from Cavenderia fasciculata, 951 nucleotides. RefSeq lists its product as uncharacterized. The record is from RefSeq and is a predicted model, not a curated record. NCBI's taxonomy places the organism in Eukaryota, Evosea, Eumycetozoa, Acytosteliales, Cavenderiaceae. Bases 1 to 951 code for a protein of 316 amino acids. Gene Ontology annotation, molecular function: RNA binding; RNA endonuclease activity; sequence-specific DNA binding. Gene Ontology annotation, cellular component: cytoplasm; nucleus. The transcript has 4 exons.